This is a messenger RNA of Pollicipes pollicipes, 2868 nucleotides long. RefSeq names its product dorsal-ventral patterning tolloid-like protein 1. Lineage: Eukaryota; Metazoa; Arthropoda; Thecostraca; Pollicipedomorpha; Pollicipedidae. Gene Ontology annotation, biological process: proteolysis. The record is from RefSeq and is a predicted model, not a curated record. The coding region runs from base 152 to 1516 and encodes 454 amino acids. Gene Ontology annotation, molecular function: metalloendopeptidase activity; zinc ion binding. The transcript is spliced from 2 exons.
GUUAAUGGAUUUGAGCCUGUUUUACUUUACUCACUUUAUUUUAUGGAAAACAACAGGACAAAUUCAUAGUCGAGAUGCAUCUGAGCAAUACCUGAUCAAUCUUAGCAGCACACCCGCGACUUGGUGAUUGUUUCCUGUUGAACACAAACCCAUGGCGGUCAAAAUGUGGAAUACUUUACGAAGUUGUUUGACAGUAAUGCUUAUUCACCAAGGCCUAGGUGACAUCAUCAGUCUGCAAAACCAAGCAGACUACAUGAAGGAAUACCAGCCUCCAAUGUCUGCCACAGACCUGCUAAUGCUCAACCUGUGGAGGCCAAUCGGCAGUAAGCUGCACGAGGGCGACAUGCUGCUGUCAUCGGCGCAGAAGAAGCGGUACUCGCUGCAGCCGGACACAUCCUCCUCGGCACCGCUUGUCGCCAACCCGUGGCCGAGCAACACGGUCAAGUACAAGAUCGGCACACCGGGUCCGAGCAAGGAGCUGGUGGAGCACGCCAUGGCGCGCUGGUCAGGCGGCACCUGCGUCAAGUUUAAGGAGGACAAGUCCGGCACACUGGAAAUCAAGUACGGAGAGGGCUGCUACGCCCAGCUGGGCUAUACGGGCUCCCAUCAAGUGCUGGUGCUGGCGAAGGACUGUGAGAGCGAACCGGUGUUGGUCCACCUGCUGGGGCACGUGUUGGGCCUGCCGCACGCGCACUCUCGACCCGACCGUGACAAGUAUCUGUACGUGCGCGCGCACAACGGCCUCGUCGACGACUUCAUGUACCUCAACACCAAGGACUACGCUGCGUGCCCGUUCAACUACCAGUCCAUCAUGAUGUACGACACGUACGGGCUGUCGCGCAGCGGCGAGGCCGUCUUCCUCUCGUCCUUCCAGACGGACAAGGGGCUCAUGAUGUCCAGCGGCAUCGGCAUCCAGGACGCGUUUGUGCCGGACGCUGAUCUGGCGUUCGCCAAGCACGUGCUCGGCUGCAGCAAGGGCAAGGCGUCGUGCGCGGCACCACCACCGGAGCCGGAGCCCUGCGAUGUGGACGUGACCACCGACAACAGCCGUUUCCAGAAGAACGCGCUCAGCUUCAACCGCAUGGAUCGCAGUCGGCCGAACAACUGUGUCUGGCGCGUCGAGUACACCGGCAAGGAGAAGUGCGUGCGCGUCGGCUUCCUCAUCCUCUUCGAGAUGACACCCGACCCGGAGCGCCUGCUCUUCCUCUUCUCCACCGGCUGCCGCUAUUUCCAGGUGGAGGUCUUCGACCCCGUGUUCGAGGCGAGUCACUUCUACUGCGGCGCCGACUUUGUGCGCAAGCCGGACAAGGCGUUCAUGUCGGGUGGAGUGCACCCCGUGCGCGGCACCAGCAAGGCGCUGUACGCCUUCGCGCGGUUCCGCGCCACCACCGGCCCGGUCACCUGGCAGUACAAGGAGGCUACCGGUGACCUCGGCAAGACGGGCAAGGUAUACGCCUUCACCAUGGAGGACGUGUACUGCUCGGACAAGAUUUCGCCCGUCGCGCCGUGCUUCUAGCGCCGCGGUAGAGGCGGCAUGUGGGAGGGAAGCGGCCGCCGUGCCGGGGCUUGAGCCCUGAUUGGGCAUCUCCCGCGUCGCCUGCGGCCCACCGGCGACGGAAAACGCCUUCUUCGAAAAAAUGCAUGAAUCCUGCUUUGACGAAAUUAUCGAUCUCACUGGAUAGCGCUCCGUGAUCCUCAAAAGCUAAUAUAGGUAUGCAUGUCCGUAUAUAUUUCGUCUUAUAUGUGUCCAUGGUUAAAGUUUUAACUGAGCAGAACGUGUCGCGCACAUAUUUGGUAUCAGCCUGCUCAAUUCACAACCCAAAAAUUUGGUAUGCCUGAGUCCCGCGCGGGGUAGAUAUCAGGACUAAAUUAUCCGCAAUAUCAGAACAAGGGCUGAAGCUUAUAGAAGAUGUCACUCUCGUUAAAAUGCCCUAGCAUGUCGGAACAGCUUUGAAAAGCCGCAUUUUGAAUGUGGGAAGCGAAUACGCCUUAGUGGUACUUUAGUAUGGCAGGUAUUUAUGGUAGAUUGAGGAUGGAGAGAUUCCCCGAAGUGAUAACACCGAGGGCGAGAUGAAAACUUUGAAACAGUUUUUUAGCUGUUCGGGUUCGUUGGACAUGAAUGUGUCUAUUUUCAACACUCGAUUUUCCCAGCCGGAUCCAUAACAUAAAUAUAUUUGCUAUCACAGUCGCGGUAAAUGUCAAUCCCACUAAAAAUAUGAAGAGCCUAUAAGUCUCACGCCUGUCAAUAAUCCUCCUCCCAGGAUUCUGAUGCAGGCCGCGCAACGCUGCGCUGAACUCGCAGCCGCACCGCACACAAUGCAUCAAAUAGUGUCAACUUGCGGUAAUUAGUUGGAGCACUCAAUAUGCGGUGGUACUUCGAAUGAGCAAUGCUCCUGUCCAUUCUAACGCCACUUGACCCGUCCACUGUUGACCGAUCGGACAGUGACGGCGGCUUUCCCAAGCAGUCCGGCACGUCACGGACGGCCAGUAGGCUGGGCCACACCCCGAGGUAAAUCCGAUCCAUUGUACUAGAAUGCCGGUAUAAAAGAGACUUCAGAUCCCACAGAGACACACUAUAUCUGCAGAGCUCGCUUCAGCAGCAUGAUUUCUGCCAAGGUGAGCAGAUCAAAUAAAGGGCUUAGGUGUGCUGACUGCUUUUGCCUGGUUUGGUGAGCAGCUGUUUGAUGGGAUAUAUACUGUGAUCGUGUGAGUCUUUUCAGUCCGAUAGAUGAGUGUGUGAAAAUUUCGAUUUGUUCAAUACAAACAUCACCGUGCCGGCCUCCGUUAAAUGUGGAUAGCCGGCUGAGAAAGGAUAGCUCUGUGUUGGUCACAAGACUGCAGGUGUUAAACAUCGAGUCCGGACACAGA